Molecule: messenger RNA, 585 nt
Organism: Penicillium salamii
Lineage: Eukaryota; Fungi; Ascomycota; Eurotiomycetes; Eurotiales; Aspergillaceae
Source: the annotation of a GenBank genome assembly
AUGAGAAAUGGCGUGGUGACAAGCAACAGCGAUGUACGCAUCGUGGUAGCCAGCUCGUCUCUUCACCAUACAUGCCAGCAUAUCGAUCUGGAUCUUCUAUCGUCUGCGUCGCGCAUCAAAUGGCCUGCAUUGUAUGAUGGGGUAUGGCGAUAUGGACGAUCCAAGCUUGGGAACAUCCUCUUUGCCAAAGAAUUGAGCCGUCGGCUGUUGAGCGACGGUGAUCCAGUCAGCAACCGUAUAUAUGUCAACUCUUUCUUCCCGGGAAUGAUCGUUACUGAUCAGUGGCUUGGAUGGGAUACGUAUUUCGGGAGUACUCUUGGUUGGCUGAUGAGAGCGGUUGGGUCUUGGGGCCAGACGUUAGAGGAUGGCGCGACUACGGCUUUGUAUCUUGCUGCCAGUGACGAUGUACGCGAGAAGAACCAUCGCGGCCAAUACUUCAUUCCAAUUGCGGCAGAGUACGAGCCGAGCUGGAUUGCAGGUAACAUGGAGCUUGCUCGAGAUUUAUGGGUAAGUAUGUUCUCGCCUUUUGCGUGCUUUAGCUCACGAAACAGGACUGGAUCGAUGCCCAGGCAACAGAGACACUAG